AUGGCGUUAUUGUGUGUCGUUGCGUUAACCCUGGCGAUUCUAGGAGCCGAUGCUCAAGGCACAAGUCAGCUCCCAGUAGCGGCAUUUUCAAGGGGGCAAACCACACAUUUACAUCUUGUUCAGGGAGAAACUCUAAAUUACAACAAAAUUAUUACGUCCGUGCACACCGACGUGGAUAAUAGCGGCGUCUUCCAUGCCGCACAAACGGGUCUCUACGCCUUCCACUUCUACUCACUGACCCGCGAGAACUCCGAGUUGUGGGUUGAGCUGUACAAAAACACACAGUUGAUAUGCUCAGCUUAUGCUCACAACCCAAGUUCGAGCGGGUAUGCCGACGCCGGAAACAGUGCCUUACUGAACCUCAACUCCGGUGACACUGUGUACGUUAAGGCACAUGACGCGUACGAUAACUCGCUUUAUGGUGCAAGUGACGAGAUCUAUACCACAUUUACAGGAGUACUCAUUGAUUCUGGAUUUUUUGAGCACGAAGGCUUCAACAAGAAUGCGCCACAUGGAUUUUCAGUUGGUCUCAGUGUUAACCAGACUAUCAAUGACGGAGGCAAAGUCGCAUAUAAUGUCGACUUCAACAAUAACGCAACCCUGGCUGGAUAUAACUUCACCUCACACGACUUCAUAGCUCCAUAUGAGGGCCUUUAUAUCUUCCAUCUCCACGCCCUGUCUCUGGCCGAUAAGGAAGUUUACCUGGAGCUGUUUAAGAACAGCCAGUAUGUCCUGUCUGCGUAUGCCUACACGACCAACGAAUGGGGAGAUGCUGGGAAUUCUGUCAUCCUUCAUCUCAAUCAGGGCGAUGACAUCACCAUCAAAGCUCGACCCCAGUACGACGUACAGCUCUUCGGAGACGUGUCGCAGAUUUACUGUACUUUCUCAGGAGCCCUUCUGUCCAUGACAGUACCAGGAAACAAUGUCGUGUCAGGCGGUUUUAGCGAAGUGGCUUUCUCUGUAGGCUUAUCGCACAACGUCAAUAUCAGCGCUUAUUCUGUAGUAACAUGGGAUAGAUUGUUUACCAACUAUGGCAGUGGCUUUGACAUGAACACGGGAAAAUUCACAGCCCAGGUCAGCGGAAUCUAUGUAUUUCACUUCCACGGAUUAUCACAGACUGGAGAAGAACUAUAUCUUGAGCUAUACCACAACUUCCAGUACAUUGUGUCUGCUUACGCGUACGACGCGAAUUCCUACGCGGCCGGAAGUAAUGCGGUCACCCUGACUCUCAUGUCAGGUGAUGAAGUCUAUGUUGGAGUUCAGAGCCAGGCAGUGCUGUACGGAGGGUAUGAUGAGAUAUACUGCUCAUUUUCCGGAUACCUACUUGCCCCACUUGCCCAGUCUCAGCCAAUUGUCGGUUAA
Molecule: messenger RNA, 1362 nt
Organism: Ylistrum balloti
Lineage: Eukaryota; Metazoa; Mollusca; Bivalvia; Pectinida; Pectinidae
Exons: 6
Coding region: 1-1362 (453 amino acids)
Molecular function (GO): protein binding
Source: RefSeq, a predicted model, not a curated record